Messenger RNA from Hyla sarda, 3340 nucleotides. It is a transcript of the gene ATE1, whose product is annotated as arginyltransferase 1. Gene Ontology annotation, cellular component: cytoplasm. Bases 141 to 1667 code for a protein of 508 amino acids. NCBI's taxonomy places the organism in Eukaryota, Metazoa, Chordata, Amphibia, Anura, Hylidae. Gene Ontology annotation, biological process: protein arginylation. Gene Ontology annotation, molecular function: arginyl-tRNA--protein transferase activity. The transcript is spliced from 12 exons. The record is from RefSeq and is a predicted model, not a curated record.
ACACGCAGCAGAAGGAGGGAGGGGCUGUCCGGGACAGCCAAUCAGAUGCUCGCUUCCAUCACGUGCCUGGCUCGCGGGGAGACAGGUGCAGUGUGAUUGGUGGCGGCGGGUAGCGCUCGGUGCCCCGGAGCAGUCCGGUAAUGUACUCCAUACUAGAGUACCGGGGUCUACGCGAUGAGGCGUCCUGCGGGUAUUGUCGUUCACGAGGGGGCAAAGCAUCUCACGGCAUGUGGGCACAUUCUCUGACUGUUCAAGAUUACCAAGACCUGAUAGACCGAGGAUGGAGACGGAGUGGGAAAUAUGUGUACAAGCCUCUGAUGAGCCAGACCUGCUGCCCACAAUACACUAUAAGGUUAUCUGCAUCAAAUUAUCUACCCAACAAAUCCCACAAAAAAGUUCUCAAAAAAAUGCUAAAGUUUCUUCAGGAUGGCGUAGUGUCUCAUUCCACAAGUGAUGGUAUUUCAGUAGAACCGAUGGACUCUCAGGCCCACAGCCCUGUGUCCUGCAAUGUUUUAUGCAGAGACGAGAGUGACGUUCCAGAGGAGGAGCUGAAACCACUUGGCACUGAGGUAGAAGACCCUGAGAAACAACAUGGAGAAAAGGAAAUGGAGGAAAAGACUAGUGACAAAAUACUCAAGGAACAUGUAGACUCUGAGGAAACCGCUAAAUUAAAGACAACUGUUCACUCAAUGCCAAAGCCAGGUAAAGGUGCUGAUGCAACAAGACCACCUUGUCGGAAAGCCAAAGACAUCCGUAAGGAACGCCGCCUGCAGAAAGUACUGCUUCAAAAGGGCGAUCAGAUGCCAUUGUCAGAGCAACCAGCUGUCCCCCCGACUGUAUCGAAGCCCAAAUCAAGUAGUGUCAAAUCUAUAGAGGAUUUCAUCUAUGAGUCAGACGCUGAAAAUGCAGCUCAUAGACUUGAGGUAAAACUUGUGAGGUCUUGUCCUCCCAGCUCCCAGUUCAAAGCAACAUUUCAAGAGUCUUACCAAGUAUAUAAGCGUUAUCAGAUGACCAUUCACCAGGACCCACCUGACAAGCCGACCGUAAGCCAGUUCACAAGGUUCCUUUGUGAUUCACCAUUGGAGCCGGAGACUCGGCCGGAUAGCAUCUCUUGUGGUUACGGCUCCUUUCACCAGCAGUACUGGCUUGAUGGAAAAAUCAUCGCUGUGGGAGUUAUUGACAUCCUCCCAUACUGUGUCUCAUCUGUGUACCUCUACUAUGACCCCGAUUUCUCCUUUCUGUCUCUUGGUGUAUACUCUGCCUUACGUGAGAUAGCUUUCACCCGAGAACUGCAAAAGAAGGCCACCGACUUGUGCUAUUACUACAUGGGCUUUUAUAUUUACACCUGUCCAAAGAUGAGAUACAAGGGUCAGUAUAAGCCAUCAGAGUUGCUUUGUCCAGAGAGCUAUACCUGGGUGCCUAUCGAGAAAUGUUUACCACUGCUUGAGUCCUCCAAGUACUCUCGGUUUAAUGGUAAUCCUAGAGAAGGGGACAACGACCAUUUGACCGAACUGAAUCGAGUUCGAGUAUUGCACAAACGUACCGUCAUGCCUUACAGUGUAUACAAGAAGAGACGUAAAGGGCCAAGCGAUGAGACUGUUGUCAAACAGUAUGCCACUUUAGUGGGUCAGACCUGUGCUGAACGCAUGCUGCUAUACCGCAGUUGAAAUUUCAGGAAUUUUGUCCCUCAGAUAUUAAGCUGUGGAGAAGACUGCAUGCCAAUAUUUUUUACCAAGUUCAAAAUCCAUCUGAAUGAUGGAAGAAGUGUGACUUAUUAUCGGCUCCUGCAUAUAUUAUGCACCCAGAGAAAUAUACCCCUUGCUAAAACAACACACUAUGCAGUUGACAGGAAGAGGCAGAAAUAAAAUGUAGUCGCCUCUUACCACUUACCACUCUGUUAUUUUAAAAACCAAACCUUUACGUGUUGCCGAGACAGGUCAGAAUAUAUAGUUUGUUGGUAUUUAAGAGACUGCACUUUAUAUAUGGCUUUGUGUAGUUCAGUAUCUGAUGUUCUUCAAGACUUGUGGAAGGUCUCUGUCAUCUCUGGUCCUGGAUCGUAAACCUGACUUUUAUGAAAAGUAGAUCUAUAGAAGAGUGAAAAUAUAUUGUACCUGAAAGGCAUUACCUAGGUAUGUAAUUGUUUUAACAUAUCAAAUGUCACCUUUAAACUAGUCUUGUGGACUCUUUUCAAGACCUUAUCCUAACUGCUGUCAAAGUAUGGCUGGGUCACUUGUCACCCUACGUGCCUCUUAACUGUAACCAUGUUUGGUAGACAAUGCAUGACCUUCACUGUGUAUACUCAAAACUUUAUACAGUCACUAUAAACCCCCACAACAGCUUAACUUUCUUCUCGUCAUGAAAAUCUGCCCUAUCAAGUAACCGAUGCCUGUUUACGGAGAAUAUACUUGGUGGUUUGGUGACGUCUAUAACAAAUCAGGAGGAGGCCAAAUAUUUCAUGUGUUCCUAUUCUGUUUACCUACUGUCAAGUUAACUCUUGUUAGAUUUUUUUCUGUUAUGUGGUUAGAAGAACAUUGGAUAUGUGUUUCUUUUUUCCACAAUAAAAAAAAAAAUAUAUAUAUAUUCCAAAUCCUUUUAUUUUAAUGAAUAUUCUUGCAGUUGGCCAUAUCCCUGUUUUGAUCCCAGAACAGUUGCUAUUUUGCAAUGAAAAGUUAUUAAAACAUCUAAUAUCUAUAUGUGACAAUGUGAUACUAAAGGAGUGUAAAAAUACAAACAGUGCUCCUUAAAAUUACCGCUUCCAAUAGAGAAAACACACUAGAGUUACCAAAAAUUAUUUCUCACUCGACAAAGUUCUUCUCCAAAACAGGUACAACUUUGUAAAGACAUCAGCUACUUGACCAUGUUGGUGGUGGAGGGGGCGUAUUGUAGUAAAUAACCAAAAGAGAAGAAAAUAUUAUUGCAGGCACAGGCCCAUUUUCUUAACAUUUGUAUAAUUCACUAUAUUCUAGUAAUGCGUUUUAAAGGAUCAAACGGACAUUUUUCAGAAACUGUGAAAUUGGAUCAUAUACAUAUGUACUUGGAUUAUUGUUUAGCGCAACUAAUUGUAAAGUUAUUUAAACUAAGCAUCGUCCACCAACAAAUAGGUCUAUGGCCACCUUAACCCAUUUGUUAACGACCAUUCUGUUACGGUUUUUAAUAUAUUAUCAGUGUGCCAAAUUGCAUAUAUUGUACAGGAAGAGGAAUGCUCUGCCUGAAGAGAAGUACCUGAGCAACCAAACACUGAGGCAAGCAAGGGAAAACAGGUUUUAUCAAAUUUGGCAGGAAAUUUCAACAAUUUAUGCAAAGGAAUAUUACUUAUUGACUUAUUUCCUGUGGGAAUGAG